AUGGCCAAGCCGAAGUCUCCAAUCGGGAAAAUCAAGCGCAUAUUGGAAAAUAUUGUAAAGCCUCAUAGGAGGGAUUGGAGCUCUAAGCUUGGAGAUGCGCUUUGGGCCUAUUGGAUGGCUUACAAGACGCCGAUCGGUAUGAGCCCGUUCCAGUUGGUCUAUGGGAAGGCUUGCCAUCUUUCGGUGGAGGUAGAGCAUAAGGCUUAUUGGACCGUAAAAGAAUGCAACUCAGGUUUUGGGGGGGCCAGAAUCGAAAGGAAGUUACAGUUGGUGGAGCUUGAGUGUCUUCAGUUGGAAGCCUAUGAGAAUUCGAGGCUCUACAAAGAGAGGAUGAAAGCGGUGCAUGAUAGAAACAUCAAAAGGAGAGAGUUUAGGGCUGGGGACCUAGUCCUCCUCUAUAACUCAAGAUUGAGGUUGAUGCCAGGCAAGUUAAGAUUAAGGUGGGAAGGACCUUAUAGGGUGGAGAAAGCUGAGCCAUAUGGUGUCUUCCAUUUGAGUCACCCUUCAAGCCCCACAAUUCUCAAGGUUAAUGAUCAUCGUCUGAAGCUUUACCAUGGAGAGAAGAUGAAAAGCAACAAAGAGGUUGAGGUGUUCCUUCUUGAGGAUGCACCCAAAGGCAAAGAGACUUGA
Molecule: messenger RNA, 630 nt
Organism: Arachis ipaensis
Lineage: Eukaryota; Viridiplantae; Streptophyta; Magnoliopsida; Fabales; Fabaceae
Molecular function (GO): nucleic acid binding
Source: RefSeq, a predicted model, not a curated record